Conger conger (European conger) is the source of this 2184-nucleotide messenger RNA. RefSeq names its product vasoactive intestinal peptide (gene vip). Gene Ontology annotation, cellular component: neuron projection; perikaryon; extracellular region. The record is from RefSeq and is a predicted model, not a curated record. Lineage: Eukaryota; Metazoa; Chordata; Actinopteri; Anguilliformes; Congridae. Gene Ontology annotation, molecular function: peptide hormone receptor binding; neuropeptide hormone activity. The transcript has 7 exons. Bases 204 to 767 code for a protein of 187 amino acids. Gene Ontology annotation, biological process: positive regulation of endothelial cell proliferation; learning or memory; phospholipase C-activating G protein-coupled receptor signaling pathway.
CCUGGACAAGCCGGAGUGACAUUCAGCUCAGCCCUGUCUUUCGGGGAUACUUCAGACAUAACGCAAACACAGCUAUCAGGACCACGGACAGCUCCUGUCCAAGACGCAUACGAAAUAUUUCAACGCACAUAUACUCUCAGAUACGCUUAAAGACAGAUACAGCUGCGGAUUAACGCAUUCCGCUCUCGCGCAGAUUGAAAGCAAUGUUACCAAGGAAGGGUUCGCAGCUUGUCCUCCUGAUAGCUCUGUGCAGCGCGCUGUGUACCAGGACGCUCAGCCUACCGUAUCCAUCUAUGAGGUUGGAUAAGCUUGAAGGCGAUAACGAGAACGACUGGACCAAGAGUCCCUCAGUUCACGAUUCACUUCCAGAGAACUACAAACUUUACUACGACUUUUCAAACGCAGCGGCAAGACCUACAAGACACGCGGACGGUCUGUUCACAAGCGGAUACAGCAAACUUCUUGGUCAACUAUCCGCCAGACGGUACCUGGAAUCUUUAAUUGGGAAAAGAGUGAGUAACGAUUUGAUGGAAGAGCAGAUUCCGGUGAAGCGACACUCGGACGCCAUUUUCACAGAUAACUACAGCCGCUUCAGGAAACAAAUGGCCGUAAAGAAGUACCUGAACUCUGUGCUAACAGGGAAGCGAAGCCAAGAAGACGCUUCGCCUCUGAAGGAGGAGGGCUCUAGGAGUGACCCGCCCUUUCCUGAGAGCUAUGAUGAUGUCACUGUGGACGAGCUCCUCAGCCAUCUCCCAUUGACGCUCUGAGGAAAACUGCCUGGAAAAGACUUCCACCAUCUCUCCAUUAUUGAUUUACCGUUCAAAGACCAUUUCGCUAAAAGCAUCAGUAUUAAAACCAAAACAGAGAUUUAAAAAAAGUGUGAAAAACCUGGCUCUUAUAUAUAAAGUAAAUGUUUACAUUGUACAUAUAUACUUUAGUGAAAGUUGAAAUUGUACAUAUUGUGUGUUGGCCAUGGGCCAAGCGGUGUUUGAACUAGUCUGCUGUAAAUGGUAGUUUAAUAAAUGCAUUGAAUUGAGCGCUAGAGUACUGGGCAUACUACAACCAUAUUGUACCAUAGACACCAAGACCACAUAAUCAUCCACAAUUAUGCAUAUAAUUAGUUUGUAUUCACAUAGAAUCAUAUAAAAACAUUUAUUCAUCUGGAGAAUUUAAGUGAUGCAAGAUUGGACCACCACAUAACGGAUGUCAGUUUAAUUUUGUAAAUCAGAAUAAUUUUAUAUGAAAUUAUUUAUGUACCUUUAUGUCCAUACCAAAAAAGUUAAACUCGGAGGAAAAUGAAAAAUAUUUGCCUAUUAUUCUAUAUAUUGUUCUAUAUAUCAUACACGUUUGUCAGCCAUGAGGCACUUUAUAUCGGGAAGAAAAAACAUUCUUCCAGACAUUACCGUGUGGAGUACUCCGCCAGCCAGCCAGGUGUGCUGGAUCUCAGAGGUCAUCUUUCUGACCUGAAAAACAGGAGAGAGAAAUCUACCAUGAAAAUAAUGUCGUUUAAAUCAGAUCCCCCUCCCUCUAAUGAGCCCCGUGAAGCAUGGGGUCUGUGGUCACAGGUGCUGGACAGAGACCCCCAUGAAAGCAUCCCAUCUGUCACUGCCGUGCUUCCUCUGAGGAAGCUUUCAGCUGCUCGCAGAGACCCACGGGCCCCCACUCCUCCCCAAGUCAUCCCGCACCUCUUCAUGCGUCGCGAUUUAGUGCAUCUCACACAGUCAUCGCGAUUUAGUGCAUCUCACACAGUCAUCGCGAUUUAGUGCAUCUCACACAGUCAUCGCGAUUUAGUGCAUCUCACACAGUCAUCGCGAUUUAGUGCAUCUCACACAGUCAUCGCGAUUUAGUGCAUCUCACACAGUCAUCGUGAUUUAGUGCAUCUCACACAGUCAGAUUCUCAUAGGAAAGCCUUGGUAAUUUAGCAGAAAGGCUAAUUGUUUUGGGAAUUGGUUUUAUCGUCUGCAGGUUUCCGAUCAGAGUGUUUGAGAACAUGCUUAACAUUUAGAAAAAAGCAAAGGAACUAAAAUAACAUGAAGUGAAUGAACGACAAAGAUAGAUUGGGGGAGUGUGCCAUUUACCAAGAUAUGUUAUUUGAAUAAUUUAUACAGAAUGCAUUUCUUGGCUUCCUUUUUGAAUGAAUGUAUCUUCUAAUAUAUGCAGUUAAUAAAAAAUUACUUGUGCAAA